AUGGUCGACGUCCUUCCCGUAUCCUCGUUCCCCUCACACAUCUCGCUCCUGCCAUCGAUCCAACAAUGCAACCUCUCGAACCUCCCUGAAAACUACUUCCUGAAAUACUACCUGUACCACGCCUUGACGUGGCCACAACUGAGUUUCGUGGCGGUGGUACGGGGCACGAACGGGACCAAACCCGGGACCUACCCAAAGGUGGUAGGGUACGUGCUGGCGAAGAUGGAAGAAGACCCGCCGGACGGGGUGCAGCACGGGCACAUCACGUCGCUGUCGGUGAUGCGGACGCACCGACGGCUGGGGAUCGCCGAGAAGCUGAUGCGCAUGAGCCAGCGGGCCAUGGCCGAGGUGUUCAACGCCAACUACGUCAGUCUGCACGUCCGCAUGAGCAACGUGGCGGCCCUGCAUCUGUAUCGUGACACGCUGGGCUUCGAGGUCGAGAAGGUCGAGAGCAAAUACUAUGCCGACGGCGAGGAUGCCUAUGCCAUGAAGAUGGAUCUGAGGGGCUUGCAGAUCAAGGAUGUGCCGGAGAAGGAGGACGAGGAUGCCGACGAAGGGGAUGCCGUGGGGAGUUUGGGCAAUGGUGCGGUUAAUGGUGCUGAGGGUGCGAAGAAGGAGAAGCUCGUCAAGGUUAAGGUCGGUCGUGGGCUGGGAGUGGGGGAUCUGGUCGAGAGGAAUGAAGGCUCGACGAAGGCUCAAUAUUGA
Molecule: messenger RNA, 705 nt
Organism: Exophiala bonariae
Lineage: Eukaryota; Fungi; Ascomycota; Eurotiomycetes; Chaetothyriales; Herpotrichiellaceae
Product: N-terminal acetyltransferase A complex catalytic subunit ard1
Exons: 1
Coding region: 1-705 (234 amino acids)
Biological process (GO): N-terminal protein amino acid acetylation
Cellular component (GO): NatA complex
Molecular function (GO): protein N-terminal-serine acetyltransferase activity; protein-N-terminal-glutamate acetyltransferase activity
Source: RefSeq, a predicted model, not a curated record